CACACCACAACAAGGUCUUAAAAAGAGAAGCUUUGAGAAUAAUAGAAUGGCAUUUCUGAGGUCUCUAGCUACCACAACAACUGCCAUUGCUGCCAUACCUCUAGCUUUUUCCCUUUCUUCUUCGUCUUCAUCCUCUCGAUCUAUUCCAUUUUCCAGACCCCAGAACCUUCCUUUUCUCUCUUCCACCUCAGCUCUCUUCCCAACCCAAUUGUGCCUCGCUAGAAGCUCCGCUCCGCCUUCUGCAACUCUCCAAAUGGCCGGUCCCGCGUCCGAAUCCUCUACUCAGAGUGAUUCUGUCUUGCCGGAGUUAUUGACAGAGUACAUGGUGGAUAUGAAGUGUGAGGGUUGUGUUAAUGCUGUCAAGAAUAAGUUGCAGACUUUAAAUGGGGUUAAAAGUGUUGAAGCGGACCUGAGUAGUCAGGUAGUAAGAAUUCUUGGUUCAACGCCUGUGAAAACUAUGACAGAGGCUUUAGAGCAAACCGGUCGAAAAGCCAGACUGAUUGGGCAGGGUGUCCCUGAAGAUUUCUUGGUUUCUGCUGCUGUGGCCGAAUUCAAAGGCCCAGAAAUUUUUGGUGUGGUACGCUUGGCUCAGGUGAAUAUGGAGUUGGCUAGGAUUGAGGCCAACUUUAGUGGGUUGUCACCUGGUAAACAUGGCUGGUCUAUCAAUGAAUUUGGUGAUCUGACAAACGGUGCUGCAAGCACUGGGAAAGUGUUCAACCCACCAAGAGAAGAAGGACCUACCGAUGAGCCAGUUGGCGACCUGAGAACAUUAGAUGCUGAUGAGAAAGGUGAGGCCUUUUACUCAGGCGUCAAACCGAAGUUGAGAGUUGCUGAACUGAUCGGACGGUCGAUAGCAAUCUACAAAACAGAAGACAGAUCAGAUUCUGGCAUCGCAGCUGCAGUAAUAGCCAGAAGUGCCGGUGUUGGUGAAAACUACAAAAAGCUUUGCACCUGUGAUGGCACCACCAUAUGGGAAGCCCCCAACAGCGUCUUUGUCCCCAGCAAGGUCUAAUGGCUUGUAGCAAACACCAAACAGUUCUAAUGCUUGAGUUGAAUUUUAAGCCCGGCAGAAGAAAAAUAGCCUAUGUAGCCUGUAGUCCUUGAAUUUUAUUCAUUGAAAAACUAAAAAUUACCUGUUCAAUGUAUUUUCUAUACAAUAUUUGAGGUAAUAAUGGAUAAGCCAAGAGCUCCUACUUUGUAAGAAUUGAAUCAACAUGUUCUGUGAAAAAUAACUAAUCAGACAUGUCAUUUUCUA
Molecule: messenger RNA, 1255 nt
Organism: Humulus lupulus (European hop)
Lineage: Eukaryota; Viridiplantae; Streptophyta; Magnoliopsida; Rosales; Cannabaceae
Product: copper chaperone for superoxide dismutase, chloroplastic/cytosolic
Exons: 6
Coding region: 47-1012 (321 amino acids)
Biological process (GO): removal of superoxide radicals
Molecular function (GO): copper ion binding; superoxide dismutase activity
Source: RefSeq, a predicted model, not a curated record